Molecule: messenger RNA, 2787 nt
Organism: Camelina sativa (false flax)
Lineage: Eukaryota; Viridiplantae; Streptophyta; Magnoliopsida; Brassicales; Brassicaceae
Source: RefSeq, a predicted model, not a curated record
UUGAUUGCGUAGUGACGCCAUGGAAGCAGCAGCGGUUCACUGAUAGUGGUUUAUUCUGCCUCCUUUUCCAAGUUUGCAAACCCUAGUUUUCAUCUCUCUCUCUUAUAUAUAUCAUAUUCUCUCCACCUUACUUGGUUUCUCUUCUCUUCUCUUCUCUUCUCUUCUACUUGGAAGAAGAGAUAAUAAUAAAAAGUAGUCAAUCUUUUACUCAAAAGUUUCGAUUUUUGACAUCUGUGGGUUAUUUAUUUUACCUCUGUUUUUAUCUUUCUUCCAGAACUCCUCUGAAUCUUGUACGUCACUAAAGGGUGGGUUUUGUCUCACUCAUCGUUGGCCAGUGAUUCUGUUUUCCGAAAUUCGCUAAAGAUAAGACAGGAAUUAUGAGUGGAGCUGUGCUUGUUGCCGUUGCUGCCGCUGUUGGCAACUUGUUACAAGGAUGGGAUAACGCCACAAUUGCAGGAGCUGUGUUGUACAUAAAAAAGGAGUUUAAUUUGGAGAGUAAUCCAUCAGUGGAAGGUCUAAUUGUGGCGAUGUCACUUAUUGGUGCUACUCUGAUUACAACAUGCUCCGGAGGUGUAGCUGAUUUGCUUGGUCGCCGUCCCAUGCUAAUAUUGUCCUCAUUUCUCUACUUUGUUGGUUCUCUAGUGAUGCUAUGGUCUCCCAACGUUUAUGUUCUGCUCUUAGGAAGGUUGUUAGAUGGAUUUGGGGUUGGUAUUGUGGUCACACUUGUUCCUAUUUAUAUAUCCGAGACUGCACCUCCUGAGAUAAGGGGUCUCUUGAAUACGCUUCCGCAGUUCACUGGCUCUGGAGGGAUGUUCUUAUCUUACUGUAUGGUAUUCGGGAUGUCGUUGAUGCCAUCUCCUAACUGGAGGUUGAUGCUUGGUGUCCUUUUCAUCCCUUCCCUUAUCUUUUUCUUCCUCACAGUCUUCUUCUUGCCUGAGUCUCCAAGGUGGCUCGUAAGCAAAGGCCGAAUGCUUGAAGCAAAGCGCGUACUGCAGAGACUACGUGGUCGGGAAGAUGUGUCUGGUGAGAUGGCUUUGUUGGUUGAGGGUCUUGGAGUUGGAGGUGAAACAACCAUAGAGGAAUAUAUAAUCGGUCCUGCCGAUGAAGUCACUGAUGAUCAUGAUAUAGCUGUAGAUAAAGAUCAAAUUAAGUUGUAUGGUGCAGAAGAAGGGCUGAGUUGGGUUGCUAGGCCAGUCAAAGGAGGAAGCACUGUGAGUGUUUUGUCUCGCCAUGGAAGCACAAUGAGCAAGAGGCAAGGCUCAUUGAUUGAUCCUCUUGUCACACUGUUUGGGAGCGUUCAUGAGAAGAUGCCCGAAACUGGAAGCAUGAGGAGUGCCUUGUUCCCUCAUUUUGGGAGUAUGUUCAGUGUGGGAGGGAUCCAACAAAGACAUGAAGAUUGGGAUGAAGAGAAUCUUGUUGGAGAAGGUGAGGAUUAUCCAUCCGACCAUGGAGAUGAUUCUGAUGAUGAACUUCAUUCUCCGUUGAUCUCACGUCAAACGACAAGCAUGGAGAAAGACAUGCCUCACACUGCUCAUGGUACUCUUUCUACCUUCAGACAUGGAAGUCAAGUGCAGGGAGCUCAAGGGGAAGGAGCGAGUAGUAUGGGGAUUGGAGGUGGAUGGCAAGUGGCAUGGAAAUGGACUGAAAGAGAAGAUGAAUCAGGGGAGAAAGAAGGUGGAUUUAAGCGGAUAUACUUGCAUCAAGAAGGUUUCCCAGGAUCUCGACGUGGCUCAAUUGUUUCAUUACCUGGAGGUGGUGCAACUGGUGACUCAGAGUUUGUACAAGCAUCUGCUUUGGUUAGCCAACCAGCUCUUUAUUCCAAAGACCUUCUCAGAGAACACACAAUUGGUCCUGCUAUGGUACAUCCAUCGGAAACAGCUAAAGGGUCAAUUUGGCAUGAUCUUCAAGAUCCUGGAGUCAAACGUGCGUUAAUCGUAGGAGUCGGACUUCAAAUACUUCAGCAGUUCUCAGGCAUCAAUGGAGUUCUAUACUACACACCUCAAAUCCUCGAGCAGGCGGGUGUUGGGAUUCUACUAUCAAACUUGGGGAUUAGUUCUUCUUCUGCAUCCUUACUUAUAAGUGCAUUGACAACCUUUGUGAUGUUACCUGCGAUAGCUGUUGCAAUGAGGCUCAUGGAUCUAUCUGGUCGAAGGACCUUGCUUCUCACCACGAUACCGAUCUUGAUAGCAUCUCUGUUGGUAUUAGUAAUCUCGAAUAUAGUUCACAUGAACAGCAUUGUGCACGCGGUCUUAUCAACCGUAAGUGUCGUGCUUUACUUUUGUUUCUUCGUGAUGGGUUUUGGUCCGGCUCCAAACAUCCUCUGCUCAGAGAUCUUUCCAACUCGAGUCCGCGGAAUCUGCAUCGCCAUUUGCGCACUCACCUUCUGGAUAUGCGACAUUAUCGUCACUUACAGUCUCCCAGUGCUGCUAAAAUCCGUUGGACUUGCUGGUGUGUUUGGAAUGUACGCAAUCGUCUGUUGCAUCUCAUGGGUCUUUGUGUUCAUUAAAGUCCCCGAAACUAAAGGCAUGCCACUUGAAGUCAUCACUGAGUUCUUCUCUCUUGGAGCUAGACAAGCUGAAGCUGCUAAACACGACUGAGAGACUAGAAGACUUGAGAUCAAGUUUGUGUAAUGUUUUCCAUCUCCAUGUGGAUUUGUUGUUGUCUUUUUACUUUGUGCAGUAAUAAUUAUCUCUCUCUCUCUCUAUGUUUCUUCUUCCUCAUGUGGGGAGAACAAAAGAAGUUUCAAACUCUCUUUUAUUAUCAUCAUUUUACCAUUUGCAGAAUCUA